This is a messenger RNA of Aspergillus homomorphus CBS 101889, 1500 nucleotides long. RefSeq names its product putative C6 transcription factor. Gene Ontology annotation, molecular function: zinc ion binding; DNA-binding transcription factor activity, RNA polymerase II-specific. The record is from RefSeq and is a predicted model, not a curated record. The coding region runs from base 1 to 1500 and encodes 499 amino acids. NCBI's taxonomy places the organism in Eukaryota, Fungi, Ascomycota, Eurotiomycetes, Eurotiales, Aspergillaceae. The transcript is spliced from 3 exons. Gene Ontology annotation, biological process: regulation of DNA-templated transcription.
AUGCGGCACCUUGUUAAAAAAGCCUGUGAUGAAUGCAUCGCCCGAAAAGUCAGAUGUACCGGGACAUCUCCUUGCGAUACCUGUCGACAGAGCCCCAGGCAGGUCAAAUGCACCUACCUGAAACCCGUGCAGAGGAGAGGUCCCAAGGUGCGGCGGUUCACUGCUCAAGCGCGAACAUCGACCAUCUUCCCCACUCAAUUAGUCGUACCAGACCCCAUUCCACCAAACAAUGUUGCUCGAGAGCACUGUAUUGUGGACACAUCAAUCUCCUUGGUAGCUCUCGCAUAUGUUGUCCGGCUGUACCAGCAAUCAUCGUACAGCGUCUGGCCGGUGAUCAACACAACUUCUCUCUUACAGAAGCUUGACUCGGUCCCCCAUGUCGACACGCUCUGUCUAGCCAUGGCGCUCUCUGCAGCAACGAUGGCUCAGUUGCAGCUUCCACCAUUGAGCAUCAACCACGCAGGCGUCAAUCACGCAGUAGAUUGCACCACCAUGGCAGCAGAAUGCAUGAGACUCCGGGCGAGCUCGUAUCGAGAACAUCUCGACCUGCGAAGCAUCCUCGUCUCAUUCUUCCUGCACGUCUACCACGCCAAGACCAACCGACGCAACUCGGCCAUGAUGUUCAUACAAGAAGCAAUCUCAGGAGCCAGGCUACUGGGACUGGAUGCGGGUGGGAUGGAUGAGCAAGCUAUAGCCUGUGAUGCCGAUGUCAUCGCCAACAAAGAGGUGGUGUUUCUGCUGCUCUGGAUCUCGGAGAGAGGCUAUGCUAUGCACUUGGGCUUGCAGCCGUCCUAUACAAGUCCCAUUGUUUUGCCAGACACACUCUCAAAUUCUAAUGCAGAGGUGAAGGGUCUACUUGAUUUGGGCCGGCUUUUUGCAACUUUCGACAAGGUUUCUGCCGGUGAUAGAAAUGCCAAUGCCCGGGAGUCGGCGGGAUACUUGGCAGAGACGGAGGCAGCAUUGUCAGCCCUACCUCUCAACUAUUCCUCGGCACGUAUGGCAGACUACUGUAUCACGAAAGAGUGGAUGCGCACAAUCAUCUGGCAGAAAGCACUGUCCCAACGAUUACUCUCAUCAGUUUCACAGAUCGACCUCUUGACUUUCCGCUUUCCGGCCGUUGUCGGCCGGGCCCUGUUAUGCUCGUUGCAGGGGUUCACUGAGACGGACUUGCUUCCUCUGGGACGUGACCAGCUGUUGAAGUGCUUCGAGGUCACCAACUCACUAGCAGAUAUCAUUCUAUUCACCAUGCCGGCUUCCAGACACUCAACCUUGCAAUGGCGGCCGCAGGACUUUCUGCAUGCUCUGUACCAGAAACUAUUGCCAUUCCUCCAACAUGACCCUAUGUUGAAGUCAUUGCUCCGAGCAAAGACUGCCGAAGCUUUAGUCAAUGCCCCUGCGCUGUUGUUGGGCCUCGGUUGUGACAAUAGUACACUCACAGAAGAGGUUCCUAGUCACUCUAUAGAUUCUGAGGAUGCCGCCUUGGCUUAUGAAAUGGCUUAA